This is a messenger RNA of Polychytrium aggregatum, 2688 nucleotides long. RefSeq lists its product as uncharacterized. The record is from RefSeq and is a predicted model, not a curated record. Gene Ontology annotation, biological process: signal transduction. The transcript has 5 exons. The coding region runs from base 1 to 2688 and encodes 895 amino acids. Lineage: Eukaryota; Fungi; Chytridiomycota; Chytridiomycetes; Polychytriales.
AUGCGUCCGCUUCUCAGCUUCCAUGAUCACUUCUGGGGCCUCGACGACACUCCCCCCACCAGCGGCGUCGACCAGCUCUUCCACAUCUUCACCGCCCAUCUGUCCGAAUGCGAGCUCGCACUGCUCUCCUUCAAGCAGCGGGCCUUUGUCGAAGACCAAACCGCCCUGCGAUUCUCCGAACUGUCCCUCGGCAAGAUCUCGGUCCCCUCGGACGACUCAGCUGCCUCGUCCCUGUCCUCGAGCAUCGCCCUUGCCGGCGCCGGCCUUGCCUCCACCUUCUGGUCGGAUGAGCGCAGGUCUCCCAACCAAAAAGUCUCGCUCUCGGGCGACGGCUCGGCCUUUGGAAACACCAUUGCUCAGUACAAGGACCAGAUGAGUCGCCAGGCUGCCAUUCACGCCACGCACUGCCAGUCCAUUGCCCAUGGCGUCAUCACCCCGCUCUCCGAGUUCAUCGUCCGCUAUCGCAAGCUCAUCAACAUGAAGAAGAGCGAGGUUGACCAGGCUUACAAGGGCUUUCCCAAGCUCGUUCGCGAAGUCGAGAAGAAAAAGGCUGCCUUUUUCGAGAAGAUGAAGUUGGCCGAGGACGAGGAGACUCGCUCGCGCCAGGAUGCCGAGAUCAGAGACGCCCCGCAGUCCACCGACACAGGCGUAACCUUUGGCCAUCGCGGCGUCCCGUACUCCGAGCUGAUGGACAUGUUCAACCUUAUGAAGAAAGAAGUCAAAACCAGAGCCAUCUCGACUCCCUUUGGUAUCUUCGAAAACGGCUUUGUUGGCGAAGACGUCGUGGCCUUCCUCCGCGGAAGAUACCCUAGCGUCACGUCCCCGUUGCUGGUGGCGAUGGCCCAGGCGUACGUCAAUCGCCGCCUCAUCACGGCCGUUGUCGGCGGCUACGACGGAGCCUUCAACCCCGAGACCCUCUACGUUUUUGGCCGUCCUCUUCUCAAGAACGGCGACAGCCCCUACGUCAAAGCCAGAAAGGACGCCGAGUAUGCUCGCCAGGACUACCUCCGUUCGGUCCUCAAUGCCGAGCACAGCCGCUCCGCCCUCAACUUCCACAUCGAGGACUUUUUGAUCUUCAUCCAGCAAGCCGAGUCUGUGCGUAUCUCGAUCAUGAGCGACAGCUACAAGGCCCUCGAGACCGCCCAGCGCACUGCCCUCGAGGAACUCUCGCGUCUCUGGAACCCAGAGCCGCUACAGUGGGUCCUGCCUCUCCCUCAGCCCGACGAAGGCAUCGUCGCCAUCUGCGAGAAGUGGUCCACGGGGCCUGUCCGCCAGCCACCCUUUGUCUUUGAUCACUACGACGAGAACCGCGAGCCGAUCAGCAUGUUUGCCGCCACCAUCGACCGGCUGGCCCAAUUCACCAACCGAAACGUUCCUGUGCUGAUUCGCCAGUCAGUCCAGGUCCUGCAUGAGGCCUUCCAGGCUGCCCGGGGCUCUGUUGACAUCUGGUUGACGCCGAACCCCGAGAUGCCCUCGGUCCAACUCCUCCGGAUCGAGUUUGGCCGCGGCAUCCGUGGCAAGAAGAUCACUCUGGACAAGAUGCGGCGCCAAUCUCCCGCCGUCGUCGCAUGUUUGCUCAAAAUGUUCCUGACCGAGUCGACCUCCGGUAUCAUCUCCCCUACCUACUACGAGGAAGUGGCGGACCUGUACCGCGCCAAGGAUGACUUCAACCUCACCGAGCUCGCCGAUGAAAACGGCCGCAUCGAGAGGCUCAAGGCCAUCUUCAACAGUGUUUCGGCGCCCAUCCACGACACUGUCCGCCUCCUGAGCGCGUACUUGCACUGCAUCACCCGAGGCCUCCCCUCCAACGACCAGCGCUUUGUUGCCCUCUCCCGCACUCUGGCCUACUGCUUCCUCCGGCCCGAGCACACCACGACCGAGAAUGCCAACGACCCCUACGCCUGGAAGCUCGUUAAUGACCUGAUUCGCAACUGCCCCGCCAUCUUCGACCCCGAGAUUAAUCUGUCGAGUCUCCUCGAGCAGGACCAGGUCGUAUACAGCGAGGACGACGAGGACGAGGAGCUGGACGACAACUUUGACAUUCUCGACUCGUCCGAGUACCAGUACAACGGAAGCACCGCCGACGGCAUGUCCUCUGCCGGCUCGCUGCCCCGAACGGCUGGCUCCAUGACCGAUGGGUGGUUGAACGACCGGUCGGCAACCUCCUCGCCUGUCCUGACCAGUUCCAACUCGUGGUUCAACUGGAACUCCUCCCAAGCAAACGAGCCCGACUCGUGGGAAAAGCAAGGACUCGCUGGCCGUGACGACGACCUCGCUCUCAACCCCCGCAUUCCACUUUUGCGCCCCGCGCAUCGCAAGCGCAACUCCAUUGCCGACAUGGCGUUUGCGGCCACCACGGCGCUCUUCAGCCAGCUGCCUGGCUCGAGCCCGCUCUCUGGCUCGCCCAUCAACGAUACCAGCAUUUCCACUGCUGCCCGUGCCGCGAUGCCCCAGAUCAACAAGGACGUACCCAUCCUGCCGGAUCCCUUCAGUCCCGGCUCGACCUUCCCAGGCAUCCGGCGGUCGUCGCUGCAUGACCUCAAGAUCAAGGAGGGCCGUGCGCCGUCCAUCACGGAUAUGCGUGGCAAGGCCCAGGCUGUGCUCUCGGGCUCCAUCAAGCCGUACGGUGAGACUCUCAGCCACUCUCCCUUGAGCAACAGCCCUCCACUCGAGAAGCUCGAGGCUUAG